Glossina fuscipes is the source of this 1197-nucleotide messenger RNA. Its product is annotated as hybrid signal transduction protein dokA-like. Gene Ontology annotation, cellular component: nucleus. Gene Ontology annotation, molecular function: DNA-binding transcription factor activity. The annotation marks the transcript as partial. Lineage: Eukaryota; Metazoa; Arthropoda; Insecta; Diptera; Glossinidae. The record is from RefSeq and is a predicted model, not a curated record. The transcript is spliced from 2 exons. Gene Ontology annotation, biological process: positive regulation of DNA-templated transcription.
AACGAUCGCAUUACCAAACUAAAGAUCGAUAAUAAUCCAUUUGCUAAAGGCUUUCGUGAAACGGGGCAAUCGCGUUGUAAACGCAAAAUGUCUUUAUCGCCUAAUAAUAUCGAUAGCGGUAGCGGUGGGGGUGAACAUGAAAUACAGCAGAUAUCACCGCAACAACACAAGCAACAACUACAACAGCAAUCUGGCCAUGAUAUGUCACCUUUAAAAUCUAACGCUCCCAGCACCGCAAUCAACAUAACAUCGGCGUCAUCAAUUUGUUGCGAUAAACCAGUAACGGCUUAUUACAAUGAUAACAUCGUUGUCGUGGACGGUGAUGGCGAUGGCGAUGUUGAUGGUGUUGGCGAUGGCGAUGGCGAUGGCGGUUGCGGUAGCGGGGGCGGUGGCGGUCGCGAUGGCAGUGACGAUGUUGAUGUUGAUGUUUCAACACCGACACAAAUAAAACGCAUGCGCUCUAGUGAAGCAGUUUGUUCUAAUGAAACCAGUUUUCUGUCUACAGCGCCAACAUCAUUCGAUUACAUGGCGAACAGUGCUAACCAACUUUUUCAACAGCACUCAUUGCAGUCCAGUGGCGCGAGUAAUGAUGCAACAUCCGUAGCUUUCAUGCAUCAUUUCCAGCAAAAUAUGCAAUCAUUACUGCGACCUUCGUUGGUCGAUUUGGCAUGCUCGUAUUUUACCCGGCCGCAACCUCUCUACCCACCGCAUGUUUACGCUGCGAUGGCUCAGCAUGAAAGCAUGGUGGCUGCCGGUUUAUCACACCAGCAACAGCAGCAGCACCAGCACCAACAACAACAACAACAACAACAAGAACGACAUCAAUUGCCACAAUUCGUGGCGUUAAAUAGCAUAUUGCCAAUGCGUGUUUCAGGCAUUAACCCCUCAACUACCUCCACAGACUGCUGUCUGACAAACGAUGGCGAUCUUUCAUCGUCCGAUUCAUCAUUAUUGCAAGAGGAUACAACGAGAACAGCAACUCCAACAACAACUGCACAAACAACAGCAUCCAGGCAAUUAAUGAGCGAUGAUACAUUACCGCAAUCACCGGUCAACCAAUAUUGCAACAACAAUAACAGCAACAACAACAACAACAACAAUAACAACAACAUCAACACCAAUAGCAACAGCAGUCAAAGUAAUGAUCAAAAAAAGAAAGGUUUUAGCAUAUCAGCCAUUUUAGGUGCCGGUAGUUAG